UUUAAAGUUAAUAGCAGUAACAACAAAUUAAAGUUGUAGAUAUUAAUUGAUAGAGAGAGAGGAAGAGAGAUAGAUAGAUAGUGAUCAGAGUAGGCUUGGUACGUUCGUGAAUAAUAUUAAUUAAAAAAUAAUGGCCAGCAGAGUAAUUAGCAACAAGCAGGUGAUAUUGAGGAGGUAUGCAACCGCUGGUUCUUCCAUACAAGAGUCGGACAUGUUGGUGACAACUACCAACAUAACAUUGGAGGCUCCAGCAGAGGGCUCAAACACACUUGUUGUCAAGACCCUCUACCUCUCCUGCGAUCCCUUCUUGCACUUCAUUAUGAAGAAUACUCCGGGACUCACCGGAUAUACUUUCUUUACCCCUGGCUCUCCCAUUGUGGGGUAUGGUGUGGCUAAAGUAGUGGAGUCAGGGCAUCCUGAAUUCAAGAAAAAUGAUUUGGUUUGGGGUUUAAUCCCAUGGCAAGAGUACAGCCUCAUCUCCGACCCCCAACGCCUCAUCAAAAUCCACCACACUGAUGUACCCCUUUCCUACUAUACAGGGCUUCUUGGUAUGGCAGGGAAGACUGCUUUUGCAGGUUUCUACGAAGUAAGUAAUAAGCCAAAGAAAGGAGACUAUGUGUUCAUUUCAGCAGCAUCUGGGGCAGUGGGUCAGCUUGUUGGUCAGUUUGCUAAAUUGGAGGGCUGUUAUGUUGUUGGAAGUGCUGGGAGUCAAGAAAAGGUGGACUUGUUAAAGAAUAAGUUGGGUUUCGAUGAGGCAUUCAAUUACAAGGAAGAGAAGGACUUGGUAGCAGCUUUGAAAAGGUGUUUCCCAAAAGGGAUAGACUUCUACUUCGAGCAAGUGGGUGGGGCAUUGCUGGACGCAGUGCUGGUGAACAUGAGAGAUCACGGUCGCAUUGUGGGGUGUGGGAUGAUCUCUCAGUACAAUCUUCCACAGCCUCAAGGAAUUCUGAAUCUCAUGGAGGUCAUAUUGAGGAGGCUCCACUUAAUAGGAUUCACACAUCGUGAUUACGACCAUAUCUACCCCAAAUUCUUGGACUUCGUGCUGCCUCACGUCCGCAAUCACAACAUUACCUACGUCGAAGACAUUGCUCAUGGACUUGAUAACGCUCCUGCUGCCCUCGUUGGCCUUUUCUCCGGUCGCAAUUUUGGGAAACAGGUUGUUAAGGUUGCUGAUCUUCACGACGACCAUGAUGAGUGAUGAUAUAUAUACAUAUAUAUAUAUAUAUAAUGAAUGAUAGACUGGUGAUAUCAGAGACAUAUUCAUCCUUCUUCCUUCUUAAUUAGCAAUUAAGCAGCACCUACUGCUAUAUAUAUAUAUAUAUAUAUAUACAUCGAUUGUUAUACAUUAUGUGUACCUGUUUGUAUUCUAUGUAUAUACAUAUGUGUGUAUCUUUUAGUUUUUACUAUAAAUAAGAAAAAUAAAAUAAACGACAAUCACAGUCGUUCAAUAA
This is a messenger RNA of Ziziphus jujuba (common jujube), 1451 nucleotides long. Its product is annotated as 2-alkenal reductase (NADP(+)-dependent)-like. NCBI's taxonomy places the organism in Eukaryota, Viridiplantae, Streptophyta, Magnoliopsida, Rosales, Rhamnaceae. Gene Ontology annotation, molecular function: 2-alkenal reductase [NAD(P)H] activity. The transcript is spliced from 4 exons. The coding region runs from base 131 to 1198 and encodes 355 amino acids. The record is from RefSeq and is a predicted model, not a curated record.